Ustilaginoidea virens is the source of this 1947-nucleotide messenger RNA. RefSeq lists its product as uncharacterized. Gene Ontology annotation, cellular component: plasma membrane. The transcript has a single exon. Gene Ontology annotation, molecular function: ferric-chelate reductase activity. NCBI's taxonomy places the organism in Eukaryota, Fungi, Ascomycota, Sordariomycetes, Hypocreales, Clavicipitaceae. The record is from RefSeq and is a predicted model, not a curated record. Gene Ontology annotation, biological process: copper ion import; intracellular iron ion homeostasis; iron ion transport. Bases 1 to 1947 code for a protein of 648 amino acids.
AUGUUGGAGCCAAGACAUAUUCAGAAUUUCUCCGACGGAGCAACCUCCGAGCCACACUGGGGAUACGCUGAUAGAAUAGUUCCGUGCAAGAACGAUGCCGGGUCAUGCCAAUACCUGGAUGCCGUGUACCUCGCUCAUGACCUGGGCAUGCUGUACAUGGGUGUCCUGUGGGCGACGAUAUUCUCAGUCUUGUUCAUUUGGGCUUUAUGGAGGCGAGCGCGGCGACCGGCAGUGCAAAACAUCCUUGAAAGCCCUAGACCCAACAAGGGAGCAACGGUGAAAUUGACAGGAACGAUUGCAACGGCAGCAAGACGGUUCUUAUUGCCCGAUGCGAGCAAUCUUCUCUUUGGGCGCACGACGCGGUUCCAGGUGGCGCUUUUGGCUCUGCUGGCAGGCUACCUCUUCGUCCUGAGCUUCCUCGGCAUCACAUACGCCACUUGGGUGACGCCAGUCAAGAACAUGCCGGGCGUCUUCAGCACGAGAGUAGGCUUGGGACCGUGGGCAGACCGGGUCGGUGUCACCGCGUAUGCCCUUACGCCGCUUUCCAUUAUGCUCAGCAGCCGAGAGUCGCUGCUGUCCGUGCUCACUGGCGUGCCCUACCAGAGCUUCAACUUCCUGCAUCGAUGGCUGGGGUACAUCAUCGUUAUGCAGGCCAUCCUUCACGCCUCGGGCUGGCUCGUUAUCGAGCUACACCUGUACCAACCCCAACCAAAGGUCGGCCGCGAGUGGAUAGUGCAGCCGUACAUGAUCUGGGGCCUUGUCGCCAUGGCUCUGCUGCUCAUCCUCUUCGCAUUGAGCACACCGUGGGGCAUCAGGCUUACAGGAUACGAGUUCUUCCGCAAAGCCCACUAUGUCCUGGCAAUGGUUUACAUCGGUGCUUGCUGGGCGCAUUGGAACAGACUCGAGUGUUUCUUGGUGCCGGCUUUCAUCUUGUGGGGCGUUGAUCGCGGCGCUCGACUCAUCCGCACAGCGUUGCUCCAUUACCAUCCUACUUCGUCCACCCUUGCCGGGUUUAGUCCUGCGACUGCGACCAUCACACGAUUUCCAGAUUCGGAACACGGAGAUGUCUUACGACUUGAUCUGACGAAUGAGCAGGACAUAUGGAAGGUUGGUCAGCACUUUUACCUGUGCUUCACCGAGUCAAGUGUCUGGCAGUCACAUCCAUUCACGCCGCUCAAUGCUCCCGUGGUCGAACAUGGCUCGGUCAAGCAUUCGUACGUCUUGAGAGCCAAGUCGGGCGAGACCAGGAAAUUGGCCGAGCUGGUGCAAAGGAAAAAGGCCAGGUCCGCUGAAGCUCAACGCAUGACCACAUCAGUUCUUCUGACGGGUGGUUACGGCGAGAACCUGCUCGAGAGGAUUGACCAAGGCACCAAUAUAGUUUGCGUAGCUGGCGGUACUGGGAUCACCUAUGUCCUGCCGCUGCUGCUGCACCUGGCCCGUGACAGACUACGAUCGGAUCGCAGAAUCCAUCUCAUCUGGGCCAUGAGGCACUCGAGGAACAUUGAAUGGGUGGACGACGAAAUGGCUGCCCUCAUGCGCAGGGCUCAGGAGGGGCUUAACCUCUCCAUUUCUCUUUUCGCAACAAGGGAUGUCGGCGAUACGACGGGAAAUUGGAUCGGCAAGUGCGACUUUGGCGGAGCUGCGGCGGAUGAAACCUCUUCCUCCCCAGGCGGCAUUCGUCCUUGCCAUGUCGAAGCUGCGCGUGGCACUGAGAAAAUGGCUGACAUAUCAACGUGUGACGGUAGACGUCCCAAUCUCGUCAAACUGGUGGGUACUUUUGUGGAAUCAACAGUGUCUGGACGGACAGUCGUGUUUGCGAGCGGACCAGGUGGAAUGAUUUCAGAUCUGAGGAGUACCGUGGCAGACUUGAAUGUCCCGUCCAAAGUAUGGAGACGGCAAGAGCGGUUUGAUGUUGAGCUCGUGUGCGACGAUAGGCUAGAGUGGUAA